CUAGUGUCAUCGCGGCAGCUCUACACAGUCGAGGGUGAAGACACCAAACCAAGAGCGCUCGGGCGGGCUUUCGCCGGAGCUUCUCGAAAUUGGCAUUGCGAACAUCGGUGAUUAGUCUGAGUGAGAGCUUUCUGAACUUCGAACGUCGUCCACUACAAGCUUGAUUUCAGCAAUCGAAACAUCCAUCGCAAUGGUGAACCUUAGCUCGGUGCUCUUUGCAGCUGGCUUGCUUGUCAGCCCGCUUGUCGCCGCCUCGGAAGGGAAGAAUGAGCACAAUACGGAGUACUCUUCCGACUGUUCGGUGUCUACCUCAUAUAGCAACACAACCUCUAUUCUCGACAAGAUCCAGGCGCGCGGCUACCUGAGAGUCGGCACAACUGGUGACUACAAGCCGUUCUCGUACAAAGUGACGAACCGAACAGCUCUACCUGCUACACCGGCCAUCAACACUACUUACAUUGGCGCCGAUAUCGAUGCAGCCCAGUCGCUUUCAAAUUCUCUCGGUCUCUCACGUCCAGUCGAGUUCGUUCCUACUAUCUGGGCGAACCUCACGACAGAUCUUGCAGCACAAAAGUUUGACGUCGCUAUGAGUGGCGUUAGCAUCACCCUAGCUCGUGCACAAAAGGCCUUCUUUUCCACUGCGGUUCAGCGAGUGGGCAAGGCCGCGUGCGUGCGAUGUGCGGACCUUGACAAGUUCUCAUCUCUGGCGGCUAUUGAUACCGCCGGUGUCAAAGUCGCGGUCAAUCCGGGCGGUACAAACGAGGCGUUUGACCGGGCUAACUUGAAGGCGGCUACUAUCGUGUUGGUGCCAGACAAUAACGCCGUCUACAAAGCUGUCAUGGAUGGCGACGCAGAUGCCAUGAUCAGUGAUAUCAUUGAAGUGGAAUUGCAGGUGCGGUUGCAUCCGGAGGUGCUUUGCAUCGUUAACCCGAAUGCGACUUUUACGUUCGAGGAAUUGGGUUAUAUGGUAGGGCAAGAUAUUGUAUGGAAGCAAUACAUGGAUCUGUUUGUACACAUUCAGCUAGGAAGUGGUGGCUGGAACAGUACCCUGGAGAAAUGGAUGUCCUAUAAAUGGCCCUCAGUAUAGACACAUUUGUAAGAGACGGCAGAUGUCGUAAUGAAUUAAUGGGGUUCAGACAAGCCGCGAGCCGAUUCAAGUUCCAUAGAAGCGGGUAAAGAGCUAGAACGCCUGGUCUCAGAAUAUCGGGA
Messenger RNA from Alternaria alternata, 1209 nucleotides. RefSeq names its product periplasmic binding protein-like II. The record is from RefSeq and is a predicted model, not a curated record. NCBI's taxonomy places the organism in Eukaryota, Fungi, Ascomycota, Dothideomycetes, Pleosporales, Pleosporaceae. The transcript has 2 exons. The coding region runs from base 191 to 1087 and encodes 298 amino acids.